CGAGCAGUCACGAAGAGGAAUUUCAGAGCGGUUUUAGUCGAGACUUUUCUUUAGAUUUACGCCAGUAUGCAAGAUUCAGAGAGAGAAGCACUUCGUAAAAACAGGCAGGCUUUGUUAAAGGAUUUAGAGGCAAAAAAGAUCGCGUCUCGGCUUUUUUCCUCUAACAUUUUCAGUGUAGAAGACAAAGACGAAGUCAACUCCAAAGAAACCAAGAACGAUCAAGGAGAGGCUUUAUUAGACAUUCUUCCUCGUAAAGGACCAAAAGCUUUCAAGGCAUUCUGUGACGCUUUGCACGAUGUCUCUCCUCAUUUGGAGUCACUUCUAAGGCCAAUUCAAGCAGAGGGUAUGCCAACUGAAGGUACUGAUGGUGGAAUCAGCACCAAGAAACCUAUUCCAAGCACUAUCAAUCCAGGAGCAGCAGAACAUGCAGAUCAAGCUGAUGCUAAAUUGUUUUCAUUUGGAGGCAGCUCUGGUUCCAAACCCUCCUCCAAUACUUUGGACACGGAGACUGUAUACAAGAUGGACCAAGGAACGCGGGGAAUUGCCAUCAUCAUUAACAACAAGGAGUUCCUGAGGAGUUCAGGAAUGGAUCGGUAUCCUCGCAAUGGAACAGACGUCGAUCGAGAUGGUUUGAGUAAGCUUUUCAGAAUGCUUAAGUUUGAAGUGAGGGUUUACAAUAAUCGUACCAAGGCUGAGAUACGUAACACUGCAAAGGAGAUGGCGAAUUACAACCAUUCCAACUACAAUGCCUUUAUUUUCUCGAUCCUUACUCACGGUGAAGAGGGUGUGAUUUAUGGUACAGACGGGACCCUUACCAUCAAGGAAAUCACAUCAGAGUUCAAAUAUUCUGCAUCUUUGGCCGGGAAGCCUAAACUCUUUUUCUUCCAAGCUUGUCAAGGCCACGAGUACAUGGACGGUAUGGACGUAACAGACGCCCCGCAAGAUAAUCGAGUCUCUGUCCCAGCUGAGGCAGACUUCCUUUAUGCCUACUCCACUGUGCCCGGUUACUACUCAUGGAGGAACUCUGUCAAUGGAUCGUGGUUCAUUCAGUCGCUGACAAAGGUGUUUGAAGAUAACGCGGAGCGCAUGGAUAUCCUCCGCAUGCUGACCCGUGUCAACGCCAUGGUGUCCACCUACAAGUCGCGAACUGGCGACUAUUACUCUGACAGCAAGCGCCAGGUUUCUAGUAUUGUUUCCAUGUUGCGCAAGGAACUGUAUUUCUUCCCUGAAAACAUCGAGCGCAGUUAAAUCAGACCGUGUUGUUACUUAAUUUGGAUUGUAUUAAUGUGAUUAAUUUACUUAGUAUUGAUGAUUUAAGGGAGUCGUGCCUAGACUUGAAGGAUGUUUAAAGAACUACGUCAAAAUAUUUAAAGUCAUGUUUUGUCUUGGGAAAAAUUGCCUUCCCCUUGAAAGAGAUUUAAAAAUAUAGAAACAAAUACAAAAGAUGUAAUAAUAAACGGAGAGGAAAUGAGGUCAGCUAAGGAUGGAGAAAAAUAAAAGGAUUUUGAGAUGUCAAACCUGAGAAAUGUGGUCUAAUUUUUUCAAGAUCCAUAAAGCUGGCCGGCACAUUAAUAACAACAUCUUGAGAAAGUUUGGAUUAAUUUUAUCUUUGCGAAGAUGCAUUAUUAACCAGUAAAUGUUUGGUGUUAGCUUAUCUUCUUUCGUCUUUAUCUCUUCCUCCACAUGACUGAAAUUAUCUUGACGUAGGUCUUCUGACGCAAAGGCUCAGGAGCCCGGCUCUCGAAAGGCUCGGUUACAUUAUGGUCCCGAAGCCAUUCUAACGAAUAGCAUUGUGGGUCUCAGCUCAAAAACGAGGCCAUUCUUUACGUUUCCUGAAAUUUCAUCGCGCGCCUGAGUCUUAAAUGUAAACACGAGAACUAAAAGGCCUUUUACGUGCACGGUGAUUAUAGGGACUUUCGAGAAACGGGCUCAUGGAUAGACAUAUCGAAAGUGUCAUGUCGCUUUGGUGUUCUUUGAAUUUUGGUGGAUUUUUUGGUGUGUUUAGGGCCAAAAGAAGUUUUUUUCAUCGGUGAUAUUAAUGUAGUGUUUAUAGUAGACUUCAAAAGCUGAUUUCCAAGCUCAAAGAUACAGAUUAUUGCCUUUAUUCUUGCCUAGUAGGGUUACCUUUCUUUCUAAAGGUUUCCCUUUUAUAACGAAUAUCUAGUAUUGUCGCGCUUCCAGCGGAAGUGAGAUCAAAUUAGUUAUUGAGCUUGUUUGUAUUACCUAUUCGAAACUAGCAUUUGUAGGUUUGGUCUCAGAUGAAAAUUUGAUUAUUUUAGUGUGGAGUAGAUUUCUCAUGAAACCUAUGUUAUGCCUAAAAUUGGUUACUACUGCUGUAGUGAUUUUCGGUCUUCCUUUCACAACAGAAAUGUACUGUUUUGUUUCUUAUGUAUAUCAAAAUUAAAGAAAUAGCGAUGUCAUUUUCCUCGGUUUCUAUCAUUUUUCGUACCAUUUAGCUAGUAUUUGUCAUUUAAUGUGUUGUUCUUCUCCCUUGUAGUGUUUAAUGUUAUAUCUUCCAUCAGACAAGUUAAUUUAAAUUUGGAAAAGAACUCACAUUGAAAAGAAGUCGGAUUGUUCAAAAUACGAUUUCUAUGGGUCAUGUUUAGAGUAACGUUUAUUUAGUUAUGUAUUUUGUAGUGUAUGAAAAUAGAGGAAAGUUCGGCACUCGGACCGAAUGCGCUGAUGACGGGAAAAUGUCAAAGCAGUGUCAAAAGAAACUUGUUUGGCAUGUUUUCAUCGUGAAAUAGAUCAAGGAAAAAUUAGGAAAGUUGUCUAAGGUAUGUCGUAUGUAAGGGGCGAAUAAAUGGGUGUUUUUAUAAGA
This is a messenger RNA of Pocillopora damicornis (cauliflower coral), 2821 nucleotides long. Its product is annotated as caspase-3. Lineage: Eukaryota; Metazoa; Cnidaria; Anthozoa; Scleractinia; Pocilloporidae. The record is from RefSeq and is a predicted model, not a curated record. Gene Ontology annotation, molecular function: cysteine-type endopeptidase activity. Gene Ontology annotation, biological process: proteolysis; regulation of apoptotic process.